AUGGACGUCCUAAGCGUGGCAGACUGGUGCAAUAAGGACCAAGACCCACGCGUCUGGCUCGCUCCCGUGCAGGCUUCUGGCACCUGCGAGACACGCGACACUUCUGCGGACUACCUGGACCACUCGCCCUGCUCCAGCACCGGAUCUUACCACGAGAGCGACUCCUCGGGUCACCCCAGCCCUCCAAGCUACAGAAAAGCGCCCAAAAGUCCAUCCGGCUCCUCCACGCUCAAAGUCCGGGACCUGUGCCGCCUGAAGGGCAUGGUCACCGGUGCCGAGCAGGAGCAACACACUCGGCACAGAGCCCCGUCCAGCAAGCCCACUAACGGCGUCCAGAGACAGAGACGCGUAGCCGCCAACGCCCGGGAGAGGAGGCGCAUGCACGGCCUGAACCACGCAUUCGACGAGCUCCGCAGCGUCAUCCCGGCCCUGGACAACGACAAGAAGCUGUCCAAGUAUGAAACUCUGCAGAUGGCGCAGAUUUACAUCAACGCUCUGGCGGAGCUGCUGCAAGACCCAACUACUUCUUCUCCCUCUACGAGCGAGGAGACACACCCUGUGGCCGCCACGGAGGGCCACCUGGCCGCGCACAUCGACGCCAUAUCUCUGCGAACAGCCCUCGACGACGUCCCCUUUCCUGGCAUGAGCUCGCCCUCGGCGUCUUCCGGCACCCCCGGGGCGCGGUUGGAGUCACCCCGCAGCGACGGAGAGUUUUCCCCGCACUCCCACUUCAGUGACUCGGAUGAGAUGGUGGUGGAGCUCCACUCCAGUGAGGAGGACGAGUUCGCUGAACUGAACAUGCCCACUCACCCGAUUGUUCCUUUCUAAAUCAUAUUUGAAAAAAGAUUUUUACACCACAUCAGCCCAUCAUCAGUGUCAAUCACCUUGCAGCCAGUUUGACUUUAAAAAAGGGCUUCUAUCUAUUUUAAUGUGGCAAUUUGGGAAUGCCAAGAUAGAAAAUAAUUUGCAGCUACCAUAGAGACGUGUCAUUGCCAUUUUA
Messenger RNA from Dunckerocampus dactyliophorus (ringed pipefish), 1000 nucleotides. It is a transcript of the gene atoh1a, whose product is annotated as atonal bHLH transcription factor 1a. NCBI's taxonomy places the organism in Eukaryota, Metazoa, Chordata, Actinopteri, Syngnathiformes, Syngnathidae. The transcript is spliced from 2 exons. The record is from RefSeq and is a predicted model, not a curated record. Bases 1 to 828 code for a protein of 275 amino acids. Gene Ontology annotation, molecular function: protein dimerization activity.